AUGAAUCAACUAAUAAACCAUGCAAAAUAUUAUAGAAGGAGAUGCAAAUAUUCUUUAAAUUUUAAAAAAACCUUUCUAUUAAUUCUUUUAGGAUAUUUAAUCCUUAAAACAUACAUUGGGGUACUGAGUUAUGAAAGCAGUUUAAAACGCUCAAAAAUUCGACUGAAAACCGUAUCAAAAUUAAAUCCAGAAUCAAAAUCAAAUUGGUUAAAUGAAGACUUGAAAAUUGAUUUAGAGGAAAACGAUUUAGAAACGGAUAAAAAUUUUAAUAACGAUUUAAAAGCAAACGCAAUAAUAAACGAUUUAGAAGAUUUACAAGAAACCAGGGAUUCACAAAACGAUAUAUUACCAGACGAUAUAUUACCAGAUGCCAUAGUAACAGACAGCGAAGACGAUUUAAAAUUUGAAAAUCCUGACCUUGGAAUUAAUCGAAAAUAUUGCGGAUCAAAUGAAUGUAAAUUUCUUUUCGCAUAUGUCGUAAUGGAACAAGAAACUCGAGCCAAUCUUCAUUUUCUCACGUUUACUCAAAUUGCUCUGGAGUUGAAUAGAAUUAUCGUAUUAACCAAUGUUGGAGAUUCCAGAAUAAGAACUUGCAAACCAUUUUCAUUUGAUUUUUAUUAUAAUAUCGAAUUUUUAAGAAAAAAGUUCCCUCAUUUAAAAUUUAUUACGCAAGAUGAUUUUCAACUUUGGACCAAAGAACGAUUUCAAAAACCCAAUACAGCUCACACAGUCAUUUCUGUUGGACCUUCAUUCACUACCGAAAUUUUAGAAUUUUCUGAAUCAUAUCGUGACAAUUACUAUGAACAUUAUUGCCUUGACAGAUUUGAUUUAAAAUUUAAUGAAGAAACAAUUUUUAAAAAUAUUAUCAUCAAUAAACGUGCUUAUUUGGAUGAUAUUAGAGAUUUUGUAAUUGAAAAUUCACAAACAGAUACUGAAGUAUUACUUUAUGGACAUAACCUUAGAUUUUCGUUAUUUGAUCAAUCUUCUCAAAUGGAAUAUGCUCCACAUCUUUUAAAUGCGGCCAAAGAAGUUAGUGAAUCUUUACAUCCAUAUAUAGCAAUACAUUGGAGAAUGGAAACAGGAAAUAAUGAAAUGAUGCCAGGAUCAACAGAUUAUCCAUUAAUAGGAGAAAAAGGUCAGUCAUCAACAUUUCGUAAUAUAACAGAAUUUCAUUAUGAGGCGAUGAGAAUAAUCAAAACAUCCCCAAUUUUAUUUAAAAAUUGGACUAGUAUAAAUGUGGUCAAAUAUUUAAAGAAUGUAAAUGCAUUAAAAAAAUUUGGUGAAAAUUUUGACCAUCAAUUGGAAAAAGAGUUAAUGGGACCAGGAAUACAAGGAAUUUUUGAUAAAUUAAUAUUAUUAAAUUCAGAUUAUUUUAUUGGUGGACCAGAAGGUUGUUGUAGAGCAUCUAGUUCAUUUACACGUUCUAUUGAAAAUGGAAGAAAAAUUUUAAUAAGAGAAAGAAGUAAUAAAAUAAAAAAUAUCUAUGCACAAUGGUAA
This is a messenger RNA of Diversispora eburnea, 1497 nucleotides long. Lineage: Eukaryota; Fungi; Glomeromycota; Glomeromycetes; Diversisporales; Diversisporaceae. The record is from the annotation of a GenBank genome assembly.